Molecule: messenger RNA, 1287 nt
Organism: Symbiodinium pilosum
Lineage: Eukaryota; Dinophyceae; Suessiales; Symbiodiniaceae
Source: the annotation of a GenBank genome assembly
AUGCCGCGUCUGACGGAGGAGCUCAUUCGAAAGCGCGCAGAGCACAAUGAGGGCGUACUCUCUGAUUUGGAAGAGAUCGCGCUGCACCAGCAGGAGAUCGAGGGCAUCGAAAGCCUUGAGGCUUGCUGUAGACAUCUCAAGAUCUUGCUUCUGCAGAACAACAUCAUCCCCAAGAUGGAAGGCUUGAAUAAGUUGAAGGAGCUGGAAUAUCUCAAUCUGGCUCUCAACAACAUCUCAAAGAUCGAGGGGGUGGAUGGAUGUGAAUCUCUGAAGAAGUUAGACCUGACGGUGAACUUUGUCACCGCAGAGGACUUGGAGGAGAGUAUCUACAAUCUGAAGGCCAACAUGAUGUUGGAGGACCUAUACCUGACUGGCAACCCCUGCGCCGAUUGGUCAGGUUGCCGAGCGUAUGUUGUUGCCCAUCUGCCGCAACUAAAGCAGCUGGAUGCAAAGCUUAUCGUGCCCCGGGAGCGGAUCAAAGCUCGGCAGCAGCUCCCAAGGUUGCAACAAGAGCUCGAGGGCUUGGCAGAGGAAGCCCGUCACAAGCGGCUGCGGGAACUGGGCCAACCUGUGGAUGAAGGGGCAUACACCAAGGAGAGCCGCAACGAGAUGUACUUGGAGCUCGCUGAGCAGAAGGCCGAGAAGGAGCGGAACGAACGUCGGAGAAUGGGUGCUGAGCCCAAAGAGCCGCGAGUCGUGCCUGGCGUCUACAACGCCCGUGGGGAAAUCCGGCAGUGCAACGAGGGCAAGUACAAUUUCGAUCUGGACGACUGGACUCACCCAGACAAGAUCGUCUUUGAGCUUGGUGUUCCAAAGUAUCUGGAUACCUCGGCGCUGGAUGUGGAUGUGAACCCGUCAUACGUUCGAGUGGUUGUCAAGGACAAGGUCACUCAGCUGAAGUUUUCAGCCGAGGUGAGACCAGAUGCUUGCAAAGUGCAGCGGUCGCGGACGACAGGUGUACUCCGCAUUGACAUGCCGCUGCUGCAGCCCCACCAGGCCAAGGACCCGAAGGCGCCGGCGCAGCCAGAGCUCGAGCCACUGAAGCCGGCCACGGAGCCGACGCCAGCUAGGGGCGGACGCGGGGGCUACCUUGCAGGCGACUCGGAGUCUCAAAAGUCAAAGACCGUCUCUAUUCAAGGCAUCUAUCAAGAUCCUCGCAGAGUGGCUCCAAAGAAGCAGCAAGAUUCCCUCAUGAGAGAGGUAAAGACCACGCGCGCGCCGCACGUGGCCUCCACCACAGAGGACGACGACGACGAUGAUGUCCCUCCUCUGGAAGUGCGUGGAUAG